Molecule: messenger RNA, 1509 nt
Organism: Sinocyclocheilus grahami
Lineage: Eukaryota; Metazoa; Chordata; Actinopteri; Cypriniformes; Cyprinidae
Gene: ppp1r35
Product: protein phosphatase 1, regulatory subunit 35
Exons: 6
Coding region: 504-1211 (235 amino acids)
Biological process (GO): positive regulation of centriole elongation; negative regulation of phosphatase activity; positive regulation of cilium assembly
Cellular component (GO): centriole
Molecular function (GO): phosphatase binding
Source: RefSeq, a predicted model, not a curated record
UGUGUGGUGUAUGAUACACGUGCAGUGUCAGUCAGCGCGGAGUGCGCAUGCGCACUGACGUCGCCUCCGCCCGGAAGUGCGUCAGAGCGCGGCGGAGCUGGAGCGGGUUUGAGAUGGGAUGUAAGUUUUCCUCAGAUUAGGUGUUUUCUGAGUUUAUUCUCGUGUUUUGCCGGAAAGCGCAAUGUUUUUGUUUCGCGCGACAGCUGAAGUCGUGUUGUGAAGUUAAAGGCGAGUUGCACGUGUGUGGAAUAACGAGAUUCUGCUGAUUUAAGGUGAUUUAAAGCUAUAACGUUACAGCUGAUGCUGAACUGCGUCUGAAGCUGAAGAACUCUGCAGAGAACCGUUGCCGUGUUUCGUGCUGUUUCUGGAGCACCUCACUUUUACUAUGCCUUGAUGAGCAGAAGACACUCAAGCGUCAGCAGUGUAUGUGUAGUUUGCAGUAACUGCGCUGGUCACUGAGGGUUUGCAGCAGAUCUUCUGUGUGAUUGGACAGCGCUGGACUCAUGACGUCAGCAGAGCCUGAUGUGCGUGUGGCUCCUGAACCCCUGCGGCUCGAUCCGGUCCGCACCGCAGAACUGGUCUGCCCUGAUCUGGACCUGUCUGUCCCUCUGACCCCGGAACGACCAGCAGACCGCCGCCAGCGCCAGGUGUGUUUUAAUGAUCCAGCCGUCAUCGCAGCGAUCCCAGAACACAGAAAUCAACACGCUGCACACAAACCUCGACACAGAGACAAGCCCGCUCUGUCGACGGAGGGGGCGGAGCUAAACAGCACCCUGGCGCUGAGGGCGGAGCUUGAGGAAGUGGCGAGCCAGGUGUUUGAUCCUGAGAAAGCCGUGAAAGAGAAACUGCGGAGUUCAAGCCUCGCAAAGAGCCACAUCAGCAGCAGAGCAGCGGAGGGCCUGAAUGUCCCUCGCUCUCAGCUCCUGUACCGGGCCUUAGUCAGCGUCAGCCUAUCACGUGAGCAGCUCAUCAGCCAGGCACUGCAGGAUAGGCCAGCGCUGGCCCCGCCCAUCGCCACACUGACCAAUAAGUUCCAGUCUCAGCCACUAGAGGCUCCUGAUCUGCUGCAGUUCUACAGUCCUGACAAGAUGCUCAGAGAGACUCCGCUGUUGCCUGGCGACCGCAUCCCUUUGCCCCGCCCACAGCCUGUGCCUAGACCCGCCCACACAACUUUUCACCUACAUCAUCGGCACAAACUCUGGGAGUCAUGAACUGUGUGUGUGUGAGACUCAUUUUGUAAGGUUAAUGUAUUGUUUUUUUUAGCGUGAAUUAAUAUAAUAGCAAUAAAUCUGUGAUUAUUUAAAUAUGAUAUUGGCAGUGAGUGAAUGGACAAACACACUCUUGCUGGAAGAAAUCUCCUGCACAGCAGCUUAACGUUCGCAUUACUCAUUAAAACAAUCAAUCCACAAAUUAAUUAGCUCGAGUCAACAAGAGCACAGACAUCAUGAGCUGAUUUCCUCACAAUCCCAGGAGAAACUCUUUUGUAAUUCACAAGAAAAUACAUUUUGC